CUCCGCCAGUGUUUUUGAAAAAGCGGCGGUUCCAGCUUCACCAGCUUUCGAUGAACUGAUAGCGACUAUUUGUUUUUAUCGCAGCUCUUCGGCACAACAACAAAACGAUCCUGGUGUUUUGUUGUGAAGUCGUGAGCUCCUGUACUGCACCAGGGAAAUGCAGCCGCAACAGUACUCAAAUGAGCGAGGGCUUCUAGGAAAACUCUGUCCUGGGGAGAAGAAGCUGGAGGGGAUGACCUUCUACCUGGACAAUGUGAAGAAACGCCCUACAGUCCUGCUUUUGGAGGCCAUAUCUCUUCUAGGAGGGAGGGUUGAGAGUUUCCUGCACAAGGAUGUAAGCUUUGUUGUGACUGGAAGCCAGGAGGGCCUGAAGGAGGAGAAGUGUGUGGUUACCAAGGGAGGAGCAAAGGGGACCAGUGAAGAAGCCAAACAUUCGAUUAAGCAGAAGGAGAGUGGCCUCAGCAUUGACAAACCCCGACAAGGAACUCCUCGACCAGUGGCUUGUGGCAGCCGAGGGAAAGCUCUGCUUGAAAAAGCUAUUCGCAACAAUGAGCGACUGCAUGGGAACAGUGUUUUGUCCAACGCUCGAUCAUGGGGAGUGAAGAUUUUAUACGUGGAUGAUGUCCUUUUAUAUCUGAAACAGUUGUCUCGAGAGAGCUUCAGCGCUAGACAUAGGAGGCCAGAGAAGACUAACAGCAAGCAAAGUUUGCCUGCUGUCAAAGCUGCAGCUCUGAGAUCUCCAUAUCUUAAAAUUGAAGACUUGAGCAGAAAGUACAAGCCUUUGCAUAUGCAGUCCAUGACGUUCCCCUCUCUGUGCUACUUGGGUCGAUUCAGUCCCUUUGAAUCUCCUCCUCCUCCUCGGUUUGAAAAACGAGCAGAGCAAGGAGAAAGUAAACCAAGGGAAAAGAAAGUUGAAAGCAGCACUCAGGACAAAUCCCAAACCCCGCUCAGCUGUAACCCUUCACCUUGGCGGCCACGCAAAAAGGAUGUGUCUUACUGCGAAUGCUGUCAUCAACCCUUCACUAAUCUGGAGGAGGUGGGAAUCUUUCAGAAUUGCUCUUUCUCGUUACGACAUAAGAGUUUUUUUGCUCGGUAUUUAAUGUGGUCAUCUUUUUGGUUCUUGAAGCACUUACAGUCUGACCAGCACCACACCUUUGCGCUGGAUCCCUCGAACUACAGCGUGGUGGAUCAACUGGUGACUGAAAUGUUUCCGGGAUUUGACCCCAAUCCUUCUCAGGAAUCAGAGGAAACACUGAACAGACCACCAACUCCUUUGCCUGUCCAUGAUGUCCUCGAACUGGAGCCUCUUACUGAUGUUGAGACGGAACAUGCUGUUCAGGCCCUGCAGAGACAAGAGUCAUCAUUCAAUACUCACAUUUCCAGCCCUACUAGAGGUCCUUUUUCCUUUGGCCCUGCCAGUCUAUCACCAGGAGUUCAGCUUACCAUCCCAGAUCCAGCCACUCUACCUGCUGACAUUCAGUCUUUCAAUCCUGAGACAGACUGCCAGUUCCCUGAUAUCCAACUAUCAAGCCCAGCCAUGCCUGUACUGCACAUUGAACCACAAACCCAGGACUCACUCAACUUACAGCUGGAAUCUCAGCAUCUGUCCCCUUGCCACAGUGCUUCUUCUCGCUUCCCUGACCCAUACUCCCUGCCUCCGGUCCUGAGCCCACAAGUUCACUAUUCCUCCUACGUUAUGGACACAGAAAAUCCUUAUUCAGAGCCCCCUGUCCUCAGUCCUCAACAGUACACCACAGAGGAGACUGUGGAAGGACAGACUUGUGAAAUGAACACUGCAGAGAGUGUGUCCAAAUUUGUCUCAGCUGUCACAGAUCCUCUCUCCAGCCCACUUCUCAUCUCUGUGCCUGUGACCAAUGCAGAGGGAGUGAAGGAAUCAAACCAAGAACGUCUUGUUGAUUUCAGUGGACUUGCAUGUUGUAUACAGGGUUUGAAACAGACCACGCUGUCGUCAUGUAGAUCUCGUUCCCUUACUCGACAGUCAUCUGUGGGACCAAACCCCAAAAAGUGCUGUCAAUCUGCCAGCCCUGAACACAGCUGCAGAAAAAGGAGGAGGACAGAAACAUUUGGAGGUGGUAGUGGCUGUACUGCACACAGGCUUAAAUCUGCAAAAUCACAAAGUGACAAUGUGACAAAGACCAAGGACUAUUUAUUAUUUGACAAGACCUCUUAUCAGACAGUACAAUCUUGUCCUAAUUUAAAUGCCUCUUCAACAUUAAAUACAUGCACUGUGGACAUGCUUGGUUCAAAACAGACUCACACCACCUUUUGUUUUCCUACUGCACAGAGAUUCACUCCGGCACCAAAUCAAAUUGACUCUGUUGUCGAUCAGUCAUUAAACCUGCUGUCCUCAAAAGCAAAGGUGUCUGAUCCUCCACAGCACUUCCCCAAUGAUAAAUCUCACCGUGCAUUUUCCAGUCAAGACUCGCAGUGCUCACUAUCCCACUCUACCUCGGUCUGUAUCGAGUCAGCCCUCAUCCCAGACCUGGCCACGCUGUGUCCAUCAUCAUCAGAUUCUGACUGGGACUGUGACCUGCUGUCACGGUUGGGUCUAACCUCAGGUACGCCCCCGACGCCCUCUGAGCAGAACACUGAGCUCGAUAAAGAACUGCUCCAGAAGUCGUGUCCCUGGAUGCACGACACCAGCUACGAGUCACAUCUGCACACUGUCCUUCAGCCAUCAACCCCAGUUGCCUCACUACGCAGGGAAGAAAAGGAACCUUCAACAUUUUCCAGAACUGUGGUACAGAUUGUUGAGGUGCAGCACUGAUAAUUAUUUUAAUGAUUUUUUUUUUAAGAACUGGAAGAACCUUAGCAUGAAAGACACACUUGGAGUAGGAUGUCUUUGACUUUGCAGCUACCUAUUGUACUGCAAGAAACACCAAGCAGCACUUAAGCCCAUCAAGUCAGCUGUGCACUGAAAACAUAUUUAAAACUUUUAAGUGACAAAUGCAGAUUUUAAAUUUUGCUUUAUUGGACUGGAUGCUAAUUUGUGGAUAGCGCAUUUUCCCAUGAACUUAAAAUGUGUCCACGAUCAUUUUACCUCUCAACCUCUAAUUCUCCUGCACAGACCCCUAAGAAAUAUUCUUUACAUCGUGCUGACUGCAGUCAUUCAGCAGCUAUGUCCGGGAACACAGGGUGGUACUGAGAAUUUAAUGAGGCUUUCUCAAAGGGGGCAUUACUCAAUUACUGUAAGUGCUGCGCCUGGAUCAGAUCUCACAUGUGCCGAUGUUGAUGGUCAAACAGGCGAGGCGUUUGCAGAGUGGACGACUGACAACCUGUGAGACCCUCUCUCUGAUUAAUGUCAUGUAGCUUAUCCUGCCUUUUGAAGGUGGGCCAAAGGACUGGCUUUGUCAAGGUGAUGUGAGUGCUUCACAGCAGUGUGCCGCAACUCCAUGGAGGUUUAUUAUCUUGACAGUCUGAGGUCACCUACCAUUAAAGUCUCCUUAAUGCUCAGCUUGUAAACGCACUGUAACUUGUACAUUUCAAAUUUGAACGCAACAAAGUGGAAAGCCACAUGAUGUCACUAUGUGGAAAAGUAGCAAUUCUUUUAGGAAAAUGUGAAGUUGUACAGUGUUUCAAUAAAUGUUUUUGGCCUUA
Acanthochromis polyacanthus (spiny chromis) is the source of this 3618-nucleotide messenger RNA. It is a transcript of the gene dbf4b, whose product is annotated as DBF4 zinc finger B. Gene Ontology annotation, molecular function: zinc ion binding; nucleic acid binding; protein serine/threonine kinase activator activity. The coding region runs from base 158 to 2788 and encodes 876 amino acids. The record is from RefSeq and is a predicted model, not a curated record. Gene Ontology annotation, biological process: positive regulation of nuclear cell cycle DNA replication; regulation of cell cycle phase transition. Gene Ontology annotation, cellular component: Dbf4-dependent protein kinase complex; nucleus. The transcript has 11 exons. Lineage: Eukaryota; Metazoa; Chordata; Actinopteri; Pomacentridae.